Aspergillus clavatus NRRL 1 is the source of this 1725-nucleotide messenger RNA. RefSeq names its product putative CECR1 family adenosine deaminase. Gene Ontology annotation, biological process: inosine biosynthetic process; adenosine catabolic process. NCBI's taxonomy places the organism in Eukaryota, Fungi, Ascomycota, Eurotiomycetes, Eurotiales, Aspergillaceae. The transcript is spliced from 2 exons. The record is from RefSeq and is a predicted model, not a curated record. The coding region runs from base 1 to 1725 and encodes 574 amino acids. Gene Ontology annotation, molecular function: adenosine deaminase activity.
AUGGGUUCGAAUGAUACCGAGUGGGAGCUGGAGGAAGGCAUUCCUCAGGUCGAAGACCCCUUCAUCCAGCAGUAUCUCAAGGGUCGUCAUUCCCUGGUUCAAGAAGAGCAGAAGUUACGCCACGAUGCCAACCUUCGCAAGGCCCUUUCCCCGCUGGCGAUCAAGGCAAGCAAGAUCGUCUCCAAGAUCCGUGAGCGGGAACUCAAAACGGUCUGGUCCAAGGACUUGAGCGAGAAGGAAGCCCAUGAAGCCGAUGAAAUUCUUUACCCCGGGGUGAUGUUCCACCUGGCCAGGGGAAAGAUGGAAACUACCGAUCUAUGGAAGAUCGUAAACAAAAUGCCCAAAGGUUCCCUUUUACAUGCUCACAUGGAUGCCAUGUUUGACAUCGAUUUCCUGAUCGAGCAGGCGUUUGCCACUCCGGGAAUACACAUGGCGGCCCCGCAGCCAUUACUCACUCCGAAGGAUUUUGAAAAAGCCCCGUUUUACCUUCAAUACUCGUCCCGACCAGUGGAAGAGUCGGCGGAGAAGCCACUGGUGUGGUCGUCUUCCUACGAGGCAUCAACCUUGCUCCCAUUGCAGAGGGUCGCUUCAUCCUUUCCGAACGGUGGAGAAGCUGGCUUUCGUGAAUGGCUGAAGAGUCGCUGUGUCAUAGGCCCAGAACAUUCAUAUUACCACCAUCACGGAGUUGAUGCCAUUUGGGAAAUCUUCAGGCGCUCGUUCCCCAUCAUCAACUCUAUUCUCAAUUAUGAGCCGAUCUUUCGCGCAUGCCUGCGUCGCAUGUUCGAACAGCUCGCCACAGACGGGGUUCGCUACGUGGAUUUCAGAAUUGGCUUUGUCUUUAAAUACCGGCGACAAGGGUGUGACAAGCCCGAAGACGGAUACAUGGAAUGGUGCCGUGUCUUCAAGGAGGAGCUGGAACAAUUCAAGGCCACAGAAGCAGGGCGACGAUUCUAUGGCGCCCGGAUUAUCUGGACUACCCUUCGUCUCUUUGGCAACAAAGGCAUCACCGAAAGCAUGAAGCAAUGCAUCGAGACCAAACUUGCCUAUCCAGACGUGAUCUGCGGUUUUGACGUGGUGGGACAAGAGGACCUGGGCCGACCACUGGUCGAUCUUGUCCCAGUCCUGUUCUGGUUUCGCAAGCGUUGCGUUGAAGAAGGCGUAAACAUACCCUUCUUUUUCCAUGCAGGAGAAUGUCUCGGCGACGGCGACCAGACAGAUCACAACCUGUUUGAUGCGAUCUUGUUAGGCACCCGACGGAUCGGACAUGGAUUCUCCCUCUACAAACACCCCUUGCUCGUCGACCUCGUGAAGGAGAAGAAGAUUCUCAUCGAGUGCUGUCCGAUCUCUAACGAGAUUCUGCGUCUUACCAGUUCCAUCAAAUCCCAUCCCCUUCCUGCCCUUCUCGCGCGCGGUGUCUCCGUUUCCCUCUGCAACGAUGACCCGGCAAUUCUUGGACACGGCCAGAAUGGUCUGACCCAUGACUUCUGGCAAACACUGCAGGGCCUCGAAAACAUGGGUCUUACAGGGCUUGCUAUGAUCAUAGAAAACUCCAUCCGCUGGAGCUGUUACGAAGAUCAGACGACUGCGGAAUGGCUGGCAGAGAUUGAAGAUGGGAUCCUAGGUGAUGGCCUGAAGGCUACACGUCUGAAGGAAUGGUAUGAGGAUUUCCAGGAAUUUUGCGAGUGGAUCGUAUCGGAGUUUGCGCAUGUUGACGUCGACGAGUGA